Molecule: messenger RNA, 1692 nt
Organism: Amaranthus tricolor (Joseph's coat)
Lineage: Eukaryota; Viridiplantae; Streptophyta; Magnoliopsida; Caryophyllales; Amaranthaceae
Product: UV-B-induced protein At3g17800, chloroplastic-like
Exons: 4
Coding region: 230-1468 (412 amino acids)
Source: RefSeq, a predicted model, not a curated record
GUGAAAGGGCGACCACAAAUUAAUAAUAAGUGGUGUGGGCUUACAAUCUUCACAUUUCAUUUUUUUCAUUUCUAGAAAUUUCCUACAUAUAAAAAUUAAUUUCAACACAAAUUCCUUGCUUAUUUUCUUCAAUACAUAGUAAUCAUAUUCAUUUCCUUUGAUUAGGAUUUCAAGUUGGAAAUUCCCAAUUCAAUUUUGUGUCUUCUUUCUUAAUCAGAAAUUUAGAUCCAUGGAGGCAGCUACUGUUUUCCGUCCACCAUUAGGCAUAAGACCUUCACUUUCAUUGCAUCAAUUCAACGCUUUUCUUUCUUUCAACCCUAGAUUGAGAUUCUCUAAGUCUUCUUCCCUAUAUCAUGUAAAGCUUGGGGCUGGAAAACUGCCCUACAAGACAGGGAAGUCUCUUGUUGUUAGAGCAUCUAAAUCUUCUAAUUCAUCCGACUCUGCGGCACCUAUUGCUCCCCUUCAGCUGGAGUCUCCGGUUGGGCAGUUUCUUUCUCAAAUUUUAGUAAGCCAUCCUCACCUCGUUCCUGCUGCAGUUGACCAGCAACUUGAGCUGUUGGAGACUGACCGUGAAGCUGAGAAGCAGAAGGAAGAGCCAUCUGCUUCUGGCACUGAUCUUGUGUUGUACAGGAGGAUUGCAGAAGUUAAGGCGAACGAAAGGAGAAAAGCGUUGGAAGAGAUCUUAUACACAUUGGUGGUACAGAAAUUUAUGGAUGCAAAUAUUUCUUUGAUCCCCUGCAUUUCUCCAUCUGCAGCUGAUCCUUCAGGCCGUGUGGAUGUAUGGCCUACUCCGAAUGGAAAGCUAGAAGAAGUUCACUCUUCGGAAGCAUAUGAGAUGAUCCAGAAUCAUCUUGCUCUUAUACUUGGUAACAAAUUGGAAGAUUCAACGUCAGUAGCGCAGAUCAGCAAACUAAGGAUUGGACAAGUGUAUGCAGCAUCGGUGAUGUUCGGUUACUUCCUCAAGCGCAUCGACCAGCGGUUUCAACUCGAACAGAUCAUGAAAAUCCUUCCUGAACAGAUGUAUGGGAGUGAGAAUGACGUUAUGAUAGAAGAUGGAGUACACAUGGCAUCUCAGGACUCUGCUUCGUACUUUCACGAUCAAGCACAAGUACAUCCAGAGGUUUCUUCGUGGGCAAGUGGUAUUGGUAAUGGGGAAUUUGGCAAUGGGGUAAAACCUUCACGUCUUAGGAGCUACGUCAUGUCAUUUGAUGCCGAAACACUUGCAAAAUAUGCCACGAUACGAUCCAAGGAGGCUGUUGCAAUCAUCGAGAAGCAUACUGAAGCUUUGUUUGGUAAACCGGAGAUAAUCAUUACUCCUCAGGGAACAAUCGAUUCCUCCAAGGAUGAACUUAUUAAGAUCGGGUUUAGUGGUUUGAGGAGGCUUGUUCUAGAGGCCGUAACCUUUGGGGCGUUUUUGUGGGAUGUUGAGAGUUAUGUGGAAUCAAGGUACCAUUUCGUUCUCAAUUAGGUUCUCGGAAAGGUUCGUUCGAGACGUGAAUGAUUUUAACUUAUUUAACAUACCGGGCGGGUUUAUCAACCUACCUUAUACUACUUGCCUUGUACAUAGAUGUGGGUUCUCGUGUUUAUAGUUUUUACUAAACGAAAUCGGGUGUUUGUCAUAAUACUUGGGACAUUUCGUUACUUGAUGUUGUGCUUAUUAUACAAUUAGUGAUAAACGUAGUUUGGUAUUCA